GCCAUGAACUUUGGAUCCGUGCUAAUCUUUUCACCAGAAUAGUUCGACUGAAGAAGAGAAACUUUGGCCACAUCCACGGCAGAGAUGACGAAGACGCUUCCGGCUGCGACGUUUAAUGUGGGCAACAAUGUGCUCCUCUCCAGAGAAGAAUACAUUAGAAAGCUGCGCAGCAGAUACGAGAAGUUCUUGAAAGAUAUAUGUUACGUCAACACCCGUGAGAGCUGCACUUCUGAUGCGACGGAUGAGAUCUACGCUGCUCUCUCGAGCAUACUUCCAGCAACCAACAGAUUGCCCGAGAAUUUGAUCCUAGGAUGCACUGUAUUUGGAGGUUUGGUUUCCAAGACAGAUACGCUCCAGAACCGGAUAAAAGUUGCCCAUUUCUCAGCUUUGGUAGCAACAUUUGACUCGCUUAUGCAGGCUUCUAGCUUGCUCUCGAUGCCUGAUGGUGGAGCUCGCGUGAAGGAAGACUGUGGCCUUUUCAUCCUCAAGCUCAUCAGUCCUGCAACGUACGAGAAACAUUAUCACUCACGUGGACCUCUGCAUCCUAUUAAAAUAGGAUACAGCAAUUGAUCGACUGGCUGCAGACAGAUCAGAAUCCUUUCUUACCGUUGCACCCUCGACUUCACAUGACGUGCGUCACAGUAGUCGUGCGCUUCGUGGAAGUGUGUCUACUGGAGCACGAGUUGACGGAGAGUGGGUUUCAGAUCGAGCCUGAAAUGCAGGGCUUUCCUCAACAUGUACGAGAAAAAUCUGGCAUUGCCGAAGCGUACACUCUUAUGGUCCUCGUUGCGCCUCAUCUAGUUCCACAGAACUAUUCUUCCGAAGAUGGAAAGGCGGACCACUCUUUCUUUUACAACAAGAUAUAUCCACUGAUCCCUGAGAUAAAUGCUGCCGUCGACAAAAUCAACGACAUUUUGUCCUAUUACAAGGAGUUCGAGGACGAAGAUGAAUGUAUGGCCUACAUUAGCAGCACGGCGAAACUGAAGCAAAUCACCACAUACGAGGUUCUCGAUGAUCUGAUGGACGAAAUGGUGGAGACCCGGAAAAACUGCAUGGCGAUAGCAGAGAGGAGCGGGUCUCGGGAGGUGGUGGCGACUGUAGCUGCGUUCUUUCAGGGAUAUAUAUCGUUUCACUUCACCUGGAACUCACGUUAUAAACUUAGAGAGCUAUUCGGUGACGACUGGUUCGCGGGUGACUGUGUGUAGAUCGUAAGUAGGAUAAGUGUGUAAGUAGAUGAUCACGAACAACUCAUCAUCUACUUACAUAGAAGAAAAUAAAAUCAUUUGUUGUAGUUUUCAGGUGUGGAUGCCAAGCACCUGCCACUUCUUUGUACGUACAAUGGAGUACACAAUUUAUACCAGGUUCUCGUACCAUGAUGGUCAGAAAGCGAAGUGAUGUCUCCUCUGUGACACGAUUGGC
Marchantia polymorpha subsp. ruderalis is the source of this 1419-nucleotide messenger RNA. The record is from the annotation of a GenBank genome assembly. NCBI's taxonomy places the organism in Eukaryota, Viridiplantae, Streptophyta, Marchantiopsida, Marchantiales, Marchantiaceae.